Molecule: messenger RNA, 105 nt
Organism: Paramecium pentaurelia
Lineage: Eukaryota; Ciliophora; Oligohymenophorea; Peniculida; Parameciidae
Source: the annotation of a GenBank genome assembly
AUGAAAAUAAUGAAUAACUUUAAAAAAUUUGAUUCAGUUACACAAUUAUUCAAUAUGAUAUUUUAAUAGAACCAAAGACUAUUCAGCUAACACAAAUAAUUUUGA